AUGGAGGAUGCAGAGGUACGACAGCAGAAGCUGGACAAUCAGCGUUCACUUUUAAUCAAGAAACAACAAAGACGAAGGGCAGAUGCCCGGAUGGUUACAGCGAAUCCUGACAUCCGUUCCAAGACACGCAAACAGAAAGCUGAGUGUGACGAUACUGCUUUAUUGAUAAGCCAAUCUCAAAGCAACACUUCCCUCAAUGACACACAACCUGAGCAUAUUUAUGAAAACACAGUGGAAGAGAUUUGUUUGGGAGAACUGAGUGUUUCAUCCAGGACAGAAGAGGCAUCAGAGGAAAUCGCUCAGCCUGUCCCGAUCAUCGUUAAGAAAAUUGAUCUAGAGAUCAGCCCACAGCACAGUACUACAAGCACUUUAGGCACAGACGGCCAGGCAGAUGGAAAGAAAACAAAGAAGAAGGGUGUGAAAAAGGGACAAACUAAACUACUUGAACCAAAAGCUGCGCUGGAGGUGGAGGAAAAUGAAAAGAAAGAGAAGAAAUCUGUAAAGAAGAAGGAAAAGACAAAUGGAACUAAAGAGAGAGCAAAGACAGGGGAACAGUCCUCAGUUCAGACUGAUUCAGUUGUGGAUUUCUCCAUUAAUGAAGAGAAAAAACCUGAAUCAGAAAGUGAGGAUGAAGGAAAAGACUGGUCAAAGAGCCCCGUUCCUCCUACACCAAAGAAAAAACAAAUGAAGCCAAUGAGAUGUCAUCUCAGUGACAGUGAAGAAGACAUCGAGGAGAAGGACAAGAAGAAGGAAGCUAAAAAAACACCAAAGAAGUCUAAAAAAGCUGCAAAAAAUGAUAACAGUCUUGCCUCUUUGAACUCCAACUAUAAGGAGCACUCUUCUGACAGCGAUUCUUUGGACAUGGGAAAAUCGUCUCCAAUGUCUUUGGAGGAUCUGGAACAGUUUGCCAUGCGUCCUGCUCCAAGGGACGUGACCAUUCAGUGCAGGAUCACCAGAGACAGGAGAGGAGUGGAGAAAGGGAUCUACCCCACUUAUUACCUCCACAUGGAAAAGGAGGAUGGGAAACGGGUCUUUCUGAUGGCUGGCAGGAAAAGAAAGAAGUGCAAAACGUCCAAUUAUUUGAUAUCAGUCGAUCCUACAGAUUUAUCCAGGGAUACUGACAGCUACAUUGGCAAAUUAAGGUCAAAUGUCUUGGGGACUAAGUUCACUGUGUUUGAUAAUGGUGAAAAUCCUGAAAGGAAACCAUUUAUUAAAGAAACGGAUACACUGCGACAAGAGCUGGCGGCAAUAUGUUAUGAAAAAAAUGUUCUGGGUUUCAAAGGUCCCCGCAAAAUGACAGUAGUCAUUCCUGGUAUGCACGAGAAUGAUGAGAGAGUCAUUAUUCAACCAAAAAAUGAGCUGGAGUCUCUGCUCACCCGAUACGAGAACGGUAACAAAGAGAAUCUUGUCACUCUAGUCAAUAAAUCACCCAGCUGGAAUGAGCAAACUCAGUCGUAUGUGCUCAAUUUCCAUGGCCGAGUUACUCAGGCAUCUGUUAAAAACUUUCAGAUUGUCCAUCCAGAUAAUGUGGACUACAUCGUGAUGCAGUUUGGCCGGGUUGCAGACGAUGUGUUUUCCAUGGACUACAGCUUUCCCAUGUGUGCUCUACAGGCAUUUGCUAUCACACUAUCCUCGUUUGAUGGCAAACUAGCAUGUGAAUAAGUUUGUUCAUGUGUAUAAUCUGUUCUAAUGAAAAAGGGAAACUGCAGUAUUUUAUGUUAAACAGUCAGGAAUGAAAGACGUUUAGGUUUGUAUUAUUAUUCGCAAAUGAUGGCAGUAGAGUAUCAAUGUGCUUCUCUUAUUUUGUUCGUAUAUAUU
Danio aesculapii is the source of this 1818-nucleotide messenger RNA. Its product is annotated as tubby protein homolog. Bases 1 to 1662 code for a protein of 553 amino acids. The record is from RefSeq and is a predicted model, not a curated record. Lineage: Eukaryota; Metazoa; Chordata; Actinopteri; Cypriniformes; Danionidae. Gene Ontology annotation, cellular component: cilium. The transcript has 12 exons. Gene Ontology annotation, biological process: protein localization to cilium.